AUGGAGAGAGGAGACGGGACCGGGGCAGGGCACUCUGCGGCCUUCCAACCCGGUGUACAUGCGACAACAUGCGAUGGCUAUCAGAAAAGAAGCAACAAAAGCGGAGCAGGGCCGUGGCAAGUGGGCUCGACUGGGUUCAACAAAGAUCACCCAAGUAUUUCCAACGAGGUUGCCCAAACACUGCAGGUGCAAGGUCUCAGCAAGCAGGUUGCAGCGGAAGCGCUGGCGAACGCUGGCGAAUGCUGGCGAUGGCCGACGAAGGACCAAGCGUCUAGUCAAGAUCUAGGCCUUUUCAAAGCACUCCUACAGAAGGCAGAUGAUGAGAUCAGCAAGACGGUUGUGUCAGCAGAAGAGGCACCGACCUACCUCAAGGCCUUCAAAGACGCAGAUGCCGAGUGUUUGGUGUAUUUUGGCAGCACGUGCUGA
Molecule: messenger RNA, 426 nt
Organism: Symbiodinium natans
Lineage: Eukaryota; Dinophyceae; Suessiales; Symbiodiniaceae
Source: the annotation of a GenBank genome assembly